Messenger RNA from Closterium sp. Naga37s-1, 472 nucleotides. The record is from the annotation of a GenBank genome assembly. NCBI's taxonomy places the organism in Eukaryota, Viridiplantae, Streptophyta, Zygnematophyceae, Desmidiales, Closteriaceae.
GCGGAAGACGUCGAAAGGGUCCAUUCUGUCCGUGCAUAUCGCCAAGGAGGCCGGUCAGCUGGUCUUCUUCGUGAACAGCCCGUGGUGUCCCAAGCGCAGCAGCGGGAAAGAUGCCGGACUAUGGCAGCUGCUUUCCAAGGCGCCGCGGUACGACUCGCCGUUCGCUAACAACAGCCUUAUGGACCGCCUGCUGGGCGAGAUCAUGGCGCUGGAGGACUCCUUCUGCAGAACUCCGAGAUUAGGAAGUGGCAGCAGUGGUGGCGGAGGAGGCAGCAUCGGGGGCAUAGGCAGCAGCAGUGGGCGGCACAGGAGGGUGAAGUGGAGGUCGCUGGACGCCUUUGUGCGUCGCCUGCACGCCAGGCGCAGGGCGCUCUCGCACCUGCACCCGCCCCCUCACGGCCUCUGCGGCUGUGUCACCCUUGAAGUCAGCUGGAGCGACGUGCGUGGGCUCCGAUACGAGAACGAAUUGCAG